CAUCAAUCUUCCUGCUCUCGCUUCACUUCUCAGAUAGCUCACUGGCUUCGGGAUGCUCCCCACUGAGUUCUCCUGCCUCCUGGGGCUGCUGGCCAUGGCGGGCCUUGCCUGGAACCCCUACCCCGCACUGGAGCAGAGCUUCCAUGACCUGCCGCCAGUCACCUGGGACCCUGUGGAGCAAUUCAAGGCCUUUCAGAUCCAGUAUAACAAGAGCUACCCGGAUGCAGCAGAACAACAGCGGCGCUUAGAGAUCUUUGCUGACAACCUGGCCUGGGCCCGGCAGCUGACGAAGGAGCACAGGGGUGUGGCCCAGUUCGGGGUGACCCAGUUCAGCGACCUCACAGAGAAGGAAUUUCGCCAGCUUUACCAACCAUCCCAGCCCAGCUUCUCAGAUCCCAGGCUGAAGAUGGGAGGGCACCCAAAAUUACAGAGGCCGCAGACUCGUUCCUGUGACUGGAGGAAGGCGGGAGUCCUGAGCCCCGUGAGACAUCAGAAAAACUGCAAAAGCUGUUGGGCCAUUUCCGCCGUGGGCAAUGUUGAGGCCUUGUGGGCCAUCAGGUACCAGAAGAAUUUUGAGCUCUCUGUGCAAGAGGUGCUGGACUGUCAGCGCUGUGGACGAGGCUGUGAGGGCGGCUACGUUUGGGACGCCUUCAUAACUAUCCUCAACCAAAGCGGCCUGGCCAAGGAGAAGGAUUACCCCUACAUAGACCAGCUGUCCCACAAAGGCUGCCAAGAGAAAAAGAAACAGGCCUGGAUCCACGACUUCUUAAUGCUGCCCAAGAAGGAGAAUUACAUGGCUCAGUAUUUGGCAGAAAAGGGACCCAUCACUGUGAACAUCAAUUCGAGACUCUUACAGAACUACAAAAAGGGGGUGAUCAGACCGUGGGUCAAUUGUGACUCCAAGUACUUGGACCACUACGUGCUGCUAGUGGGCUUCGGCCAGAUCCACAACUUUACCUACUGGAUCCUAAAAAACUCCUGGGGCAGCAGCUGGGGAGAAAAGGGCUAUUUCCGGCUGCAUCGAGGGAGCAACGCUUGCGGCAUCAACAAGUACCCAAUCACUGCUCUGCUGGAAGGCUCCGCCCCCAGGAUGCGCUGCCCCCGCUAACGACUCCCGCCCCGGCCCCCAGGAUGCUCAGUACUUACAGAGCGUCCUGUGCUUGAGCGCCCAAUAAAGCUGCUGCUCCACAGUC
Molecule: messenger RNA, 1193 nt
Organism: Vombatus ursinus (common wombat)
Lineage: Eukaryota; Metazoa; Chordata; Mammalia; Diprotodontia; Vombatidae
Gene: CTSW
Product: cathepsin W
Exons: 11
Coding region: 53-1108 (351 amino acids)
Cellular component (GO): lysosome
Molecular function (GO): cysteine-type endopeptidase activity
Source: RefSeq, a predicted model, not a curated record